UGUUAGCUUGGAUCGCAAGCAGGUUCUCUCCGCUCACACAGGAUGCCUAAUACAACACAUGAACCGCAGACAUUCUCUGCUGAAUCGUACUUCGAAACACAACCACAACCUUCUUCACUCGUCGCCGACAUAGAGGGUGUCCACGAAUUUAUCCAACGGCAACGACAGGCUAACCGAUCCGUCGUGCUUGUAACGAGCGGAGGGACCACCGUACCGCUAGAGCUCAAUGUCGUCCGCUUCCUCGAUAAUUUCAGCGCCGGUACCCGAGGUGCAACUUCUGCCGAAUACUUCCUCAAAGCUGGUUAUGCCGUCAUAUUCAUGCAUCGCCAGUUCAGCUUGCAACCCUUUAGUCGACAUUAUUCCCACUCGACCAAUCCAUUCCUCAACUUUCUCGAGAUUGACGCUGCAUUGCCGUCGUCUUCAACUAUUGACUCGGCAUUCCCGUACUCAAAUGAUCCUCCACCUUCGACACCGACACCGCAAAUCACUGUAACCACUGAUGAACGCGCCAAAUUAUUUUCUGUGCUCCGUGCAUACAAAGCAGUGCAUGCACAAGGAACCCUACACAUGGUUUCCUUCGUUAGUGUGAACGAAUAUCUUUGGCUACUGCGGGCAAUUAGUAGAGAGAUGAGCGUUCUAGGAAGAAAGGCGAUGUAUUAUCUUGCUGCCGCUGUCAGUGAUUUCUUCUUGCCGCAGCAAAGAUUGUCGGAACAUAAGAUACAAUCUGGAAAGGGCAAUCUGUCCAUAGAAAUGGAUCAAGUGCCGAAGAUCUUGAAGCCGCUUGUUUCAGAAUGGAACCCAGAAGGUUUCAUUGUCUCCUUCAAGCUCGAAACUGACGAGACGAUUCUGAUACCGAAAGCCCAACAGGCGCUUGAGCGUUAUGGGCACCAGGUGGUGAUCGGAAACGAUCUCCACCACCGCAAGUAUCGCGUUGUGUUAAUAUCUCCAAUGGCGCAGGCAGACGCUAAAAAGAAACUGGACGCAGACGUCGUAUCUCAACCGAAAUAUGCGGAAUUUUGGAUAGAAAUUGAUUCUCACCAACCGUCCAACCACCCCAAGGAAAUAGAGGAAGACAUCGUUGCAGAAUUACUUAAACGGCACAAUGCAUGGAUCGAGGGUUCAUGAGUGGGUGGGGGAUGUUCUGACCCAUGGCGGUGCAUUGUAUGUAAUGAUGUACACUAGAAUUAUGGGGCUUUGAUAUCUUGUCGAGGCAUGUGCAAAAAUCAAGGAUUACCUUUAUGUAAUUUAGCACGACUCGAUCUGACUGCUGUGUAGUGUACUGUAAGCAUGCCAACAGCUUACGACGUUGAUAGACUCGAGUCAUCAUUCUCUCAUA
Molecule: messenger RNA, 1336 nt
Organism: Suillus bovinus
Lineage: Eukaryota; Fungi; Basidiomycota; Agaricomycetes; Boletales; Suillaceae
Product: phosphopantothenate-cysteine ligase
Exons: 6
Coding region: 43-1125 (360 amino acids)
Biological process (GO): coenzyme A biosynthetic process
Cellular component (GO): cytoplasm; nucleus
Molecular function (GO): phosphopantothenate--cysteine ligase activity
Source: RefSeq, a predicted model, not a curated record